CGGCAGUUAGCGUAGCUAGCUAACCCUCAGAGAUAACGAUGGCGGAAGAAGUGACUUCUGUUGACGAUUUUGAUCAAAUUGAUUUUUUAAGAGACAGACAUAUACGAUUUUUUCAGAGAUGUCUCCAGGUGCUGCCAGAGCGAUAUUCCUCAUACGAGACGAGCAGGUUGACAAUUGUGUUCUUUGCCCUAUCUGGGCUUGAUGUUCUUGAUGCACUGGAUGCUGUAGACAAGCCUAGCUUGGUUGAGUGGAUAUACUCACUACAAGUUGUUCCCACAGAGGAUGAAUCCAAUCUUUGGCGUUGUGGGUUCCGAGGAUCAUCACACAUUGGAGUUCCAUACAAUACUUCAACGGGCCCUGGAUCUCCUCAUCCCUAUGACAGUGGCCACGUGGCUAUGACCUACACUGGCCUAGCCUGUCUGAUUAUUCUGGGAGAUGACCUGAGUCGUGUCAAUAAGAAGGCCUGUCUGGCAGGCUUGAAGUCCUUACAACUGGAAGAUGGCAGCUUCUAUGCCGUGCCAGAGGGAAGUGAGAACGACAUGAGGUUUGUGUACUGCGCCGCCUGCGUCUGCUACAUGCUGGACGACUGGUCGGGGAUAGACUGCAAGAAAGCCGUCGAUUACAUCAGGAGGAGCAUGUCUUAUGACAGUGGGAUUGGGCAGGGAGCUGGCCUGGAGUCUCAUGGUGGGUCCACGUUCUGUGCCAUAGCCACGCUGUGUCUGAUGGGUAAAUUAGAGGAGAUGUUUAGCGAGCGAGAGCUGAACAGGAUACGCAGGUGGUGCAUCCUCAGACAGCAGGACGGCUUCCACGGCCGCCCCAACAAACCAGUGGACACGUGCUACUCCUUCUGGGUGGGCGCCACCCUGGAGCUUCUAGACGUGUUUCAGUAUACUAACUUUGAAAAGAACCGAAACUACAUCCUGUCCACCCAGGACAGCUUAGUAGGAGGAUUUGCAAAGUGGCCAGACAGCCAUCCAGACCCUCUGCACACCUACUUCGGCAUCUGCGGCCUCUCCCUGAUGGGCGAGGCCGGCCUGCGGAGGGUGCACCCAGCCCUCAACGUCAGCGAUAGGGCCCUCCAGUGCCUGCAGCAGCUGCACCAGACGUGGAGAGAGGGCUGCACAUGACAGUGCAACCCCUCCCCUCGGAAUGUAACACACACACACACCCCACAGCCUGGCCUAGACCCCGACCCCCACCUGGUCCCACGCCAUCUGCAUCAAGAUCACCUCAGCCUCCAAAGCCACAUGCAGUUCCCAGUAAGCCAAGCCUCGCUCCCUCUGAAGCCCGGCUGCGCGGCUCAGCCCUGACGAAAGAAACUGAGAUGAGCGUGUAUCUCCCGAAACGGAAGGAGGUGGGUGGGCAGGAAGGUGGUGAUGAAUUAAUAAUCACGUCUGCUGUCAUCAAUUAUUGAACGUGAGACUGUGGAAGAGUCGCUGCUCGGGCCACGUUGUUUGGGUCCUACGCCCGUGAACAGGUUUUAUGGUUUCCUUUGAAACACUUAAUAAGGAGGGAUCUUUAUUAAGUGUUUCAAAAACUGGCAUUUUUUUUUUUUUGCUAGACAUUGACAAACAUAAAAAUCACUUGAUUAAGUUCCUAAGACAUCAUCUUUCUCUUUUUUUUAUUUAUUAUUUUUUUUUACUUAAACUUUUUUUUGCUUUUGUAACAAUAUUUUUCUGAAAAAGACUAUUAGUCUAAUAAUGACGUGAACAUUAGAAUAUCCACACAAAAAAAGCCUCAUUUAAAAUAUUCUUUAGAAAAUUCCUUUUGUUACCAUAAAUAUGAACUGUAUGUAUCAUGUGAUGACUUUCUUUUCAGAGACAGAAAUUGACUUUAUUUUAUUAGCUGUCAACUGAACAGACCUUGUGCCUCACAUAAUGCUACUUUACAACACUCGCUUCCCACCAGUUUGACUGUGUUGCUGCAGUUUGACAUUUCACUAAGACACUUGAAUGUUCACUUCAAGAUUGGGGUAAUCUUUUUUUCUAUAUCUAAAAUCAAUAUUUGGAUAUUGUGCCAGUGAUGGCACUCGCCUUUUUAUCAUGAUUAUAAAGUGCUGUUAAUGUAAAUUGAAAUUCCAGUCAGUGUUAACUAACAGCAUCCUUUCAUAUCACAAACAUUUAUAAUUGUGCAAUUGAGGCAGUGCAUAUUUAAUCAGAACUAAAAUAAAAUGUUUUUUGUUUUGUUUUUU
This is a messenger RNA of Electrophorus electricus (electric eel), 2191 nucleotides long. RefSeq names its product protein geranylgeranyltransferase type I, beta subunit (gene pggt1b). Gene Ontology annotation, cellular component: CAAX-protein geranylgeranyltransferase complex. Gene Ontology annotation, molecular function: CAAX-protein geranylgeranyltransferase activity. NCBI's taxonomy places the organism in Eukaryota, Metazoa, Chordata, Actinopteri, Gymnotiformes, Gymnotidae. The record is from RefSeq and is a predicted model, not a curated record. Gene Ontology annotation, biological process: protein geranylgeranylation.